Doryrhamphus excisus (bluestripe pipefish) is the source of this 4489-nucleotide messenger RNA. RefSeq names its product hedgehog interacting protein (gene hhip). NCBI's taxonomy places the organism in Eukaryota, Metazoa, Chordata, Actinopteri, Syngnathiformes, Syngnathidae. The record is from RefSeq and is a predicted model, not a curated record.
CGCUAGUUAAAAAGGAGGAAAGAGACCAAAGAGAAAACAUGUGAGCACUCCUGGUGACUUUUUAGUACGGAAGAAGAAGAAGAAAAGGAAGAAGAAGAAGAAGAACUUUUAUAUCUUGCAUGCUACCUUUUUCGUGGCUCCAUGCAUCCACACAGCGAGGGAUUACAUCUGAGAGGAACGCCGAGGCUCUUCUUUUUGGGGCUGCACUUUUUAUGUUCAUCUGGAUAAAAUUGUGAUAUUGUUUUUUUAUGCAGUUUUUAUUUUUUGCGGGAAGGAGCAUGAUAUUUAUUUUUAAUACAUUUAUUUCUAGAUUCCAACUCGCGGCACCUGCUUUUACGUGCUGCAUGUUUUUACUUUUCUUCCGGGCUCACGUGUGCAAGGUUUAAAUGCAAUAAACACACAUAUAUUGCCUUUAUAUAACAUAUUACAUUACAGACAAGGAAAUCGGUGGGGGAUAUCUUGUGGAAUAAUUUUAUUUUUUUUUUAAUAAAAAAAAAACAAGACAAUGAAGCAUUUGCAAUUCGUGCUAGUGCUGGCCAUCGCUGUCAACGUAUGGGAAUGCGGAGAUGCGAAAUUCGGCGAGAGGGGAGCCGAGCUGAGCGCCAGGAGGCGACGGUGUUACGACGGCAGCCUGCCUAAGCGCCUCAAGAAGCGGGAGAGGAAAGUCCUGCUGGACGGCACCGGCAGCGGGGACGUUUGCCACAGGUUGUACCCGCGGGUGUCCUGCUGCCCCACCAGGAGAGCCGCGUACCAGAUCGCUCACCGCAGGGAUGCCCGGAUUUUCUCCACCAACAACACAGAAUGUGGACGUCUGCUGGAGGAGAUCAAGUGUGCCCGUUGCUCCCCCAACGCCCAGGUGUUGUUCCACUCCUCAGACACAGACAAGAUGCCACACAGGGAGCCGGACCUGCCCCAGCUCUGCCAGGACUUCUGCCGCGAGUUCUACUACACCUGCAGGGGACACAUACCAGAAUUAUUCCAAGCCGAUGUGGACGAGUUCUGCCAAUACUACGGGAGACGAGAUGCCAGCCUAUGUUUUCCAGAUUUUCAACGAAAGCAACCGCAAGGCCAAGAUUCCAACUACUUGGGAGAUGAGAAAAUCGAAGAUAUCAGCAGGAAACACAAACACAACUGCUACUGUGCCCAGGAGGUGUUGAGUGGUCUGCGGCAGCCGGUGGCCGUCGUGCACUGCGGGGAUGGAUCCCAGCGUCUCUUUGUCCUGGAAAGGGAGGGAUUUGUCCGGAUACUCACCCAUGAACUCCAGCUGCUCAAGGAGCCCUUCCUGGAUAUCCACAAGCUGGUGCAGAGCGGCCUGAAGGGAGGAGAUGAAAGGGGCCUGCUAAGCCUGGCAUUCCAUCCCAAUUAUAAGAAGAAUGGCAAGCUCUACGUCUCCUACACCACCAACCAAGAGCGCUGGGCCAUCGGGCCGCACGACCACAUUCUCCGUGUGGUUGAGUACACCGUGUCGAGGAAAAACCCGAACCAAGUGGACACCAGGACCAUUCGGGUGCUGAUGGAAGUGGCGGAGCUGCACCGUAAACAUCUCGGCGGGCAGCUUCUGUUCAGCCCCGAGGGUCUCCUGUACAUCGCUUUGGGUGACGGAAUGAUAACCCUGGAUGAUAUGGAGGAGAUGGACGGACUCAGUGAUUUCACGGGCUCCAUGCUGAGGGUGGAUGUGGACACGGACAUUUGUACAGCCCCCUAUUCCAUACCGCGGGAUAACCCCUACUUCAACAGCACCAACCAGCCGCCGGAGAUUUUUGCUCACGGUUUACACGACCCAGGCAGGUGCACGGUGGAUCGUAUUCAGACCGAGAACGGGAGUCUCCUCAUGCUCUGCACGGACGCCAGCGACAAAAACUCCACAACUCCAAGAAUAUUGGAGAUUUCCAAAGGGAAAGAUUACGAGAACGAACCUUCCGUCUAUGACCUGCAGUCGAUUGGAGGAGCUCCACCAGUGGGGGGCUUCAUCUACAGGGGCUGCCAGUCAAGGAGAUUGUAUGGCAGUUACGUGUUCGGAGAUAAGCUCGGCAACCUGCGGAUUCUCCAGAAGUCGUCAAUAACGCCAUCGGCAUCGAGUGACCAGUGGCAGGAGAAACCACUCUGCCUGGGAACAGCCGGCUCCUGCGGCUCCACGCUUGUCGGACACAUCCUGGGAUUUGGCGAAGACGAGUUGGGUGAGGUCUACAUACUGGCGAGCAGUAAAAGCAUGGCACAGUCGCACAGUGGGAAACUCUACAAGCUGGUGGACCCCAAAAGGCCCCUGGCCCCCAAGGAGUGCCAGCGUCAGGUGGAACCUCCAGAGCUGCUGAUGACAGCUUGUUCCCAGCACUGCAAAAACGGACACUGCACCCCCAUCGGCAAGUGCUGCUGCAGCCCCGGCUGGGAGGGGCCCUUCUGCCGCAUCGCCAAAUGCGAACCGGCCUGCCGCAACGGCGGCGUCUGCGUGGAGCCCAACAAGUGCCUGUGCAAGAGCGGCUACUCGGGCGCCCAGUGUGAGAAGAGCGAACGGGGCAUGCCCAACGACCAGGAGAAAGACGGCAUACUGGACCACAUCAUCGACAUGACCUCAUACCUCCUCGACCUGACCAGCUACAUCGUAUAGAGGUGACCACUUUCAAACCCAGACACAAAUCUACCUAGCAACACCAGCAGACUCCAACGAGGUCUCCUUAAUUUGGCCCGCACAAAAAAAAAAAACCACCGGAUGGUCCAUCUCAGCUGCCUUUCAUCCACCAUCACCAGACCUUUAAGUGUCGGAAUUGGACUCGAUAAGCUACUUAACUCGCUCCGGAACCAGAACAGUCACAUGAUUUGACAUUUCUGCUCUCUUUCUGGACAAUAACAAAAAAAAUAAAAAAUAACACGCCACAAAGGAGCGGUCAUAGUUUGAAACCUGGAGACUACACACGGCGAUGAUGAUGGUGAUGUCAUCACGACUUUGCAACUGCAGACCGUUGGACCCAGAAGAAACCUGACUCUUCCAACCUUGCACGGACUCACACCGACACGUCACCUUUUUGCACACUUCCGGUUCUAACAAACUUCCCGUCACGUCACACACUGAAACUCCAAACCGCAAAAGGGAAGAAGAGGUAGCUUGGCCUGUACGUAUAUUCCCAAUAGAGCUUACUAAGUACUACUUAGCAUUGCUAAAAAAAAAAAAAAACACACACAAAAAAGAAUAAAAAAUAUAGCAUUAUUGUUAUGAUAGAGGAGGGUUUAUUUUUGUAAGUGUAAUAAUAUAUGGGAGAGAGUGCUGUUUAUAGGAAGCCGUUUUACACUAAAGCAUUUGUGUCAUUUCAUGUUCUUGUACUUAACACACAUGCAUCUUCGUAUUUUCAUCUUAAAGGUAAACGCCACUUUUUCGGGAAUUUUGUCCGUCAUUCACAAUCUUUAUGUGGAACAUGAACACAUAUUUAUUUCCCUUUUCUGUGCAUUCUAAUGAAAGAAAAUGAGUUAGUAUGAGCUAGCUAACAAUGCACAUCAUUGGGAGGUACCUAUUUUGACGACGAAGCCUUCUUAUUCAUUCAUUCAUUUUAUACCGCUUAUCCUCACGAGGGUCGCAGGGGGUGCUGGAGCCUAUCCCAGCUGUCUUGGGCCGAGAGGCGGGGUACACCUUGGACUGAUCACCAUUCAUACAUAUGGACAAUUAGGAGUCGCUAAUUAACCUAGCAUGUUUUUGGAAUGUGGGAGGAAACCGGAGUACCUGGAAAAAACCCACGCAUGCACGGGGAGAACAUGCAAGCUCCACACAGAAAUGGCUGAGGGUGGAAUCGAACUUGGGUCACCUUGCUUUGUGGCCUGCUUGCUAACCACUCAUGGUAUUGCUAACACAAUAUUUAUUAAUUCAUUCAUUUUCUACCAAUUAUCCUCAUGAUGGUCGCGGGGGGUGCUGGAGCCUAUCCUAGCUGUCUUCUUUGGGCGAGAGGCGGGGUACACCCUGGACUGGUGGCCAGCCAAUCACAGAGCACAUAUAGAACAAACAACCAUUCACACUCACAUUCAUACCUAUGGACAAUUUGGAGUCGCCAAUUAACCAAGAGUGGGAUUGAACUCGGGUUUCAUAGCUGUGAGGUUUGCGCGCUAACCAACGUGCAGCCCAUGAAGCCCUCUUAAAAUGUAUUUUUUUAAAUAUUUUAAUUGAAAGAAAAAUUGAAAAAAAAAAUUCAAUUUUUUUCAAAGAAAUUGAAAAAAAAUUGUAUUUUAAAAAUUGAAAACAUUGAUUAUUUUGCCAUAUUUUGAUGAUUUAAAGCAUUACCAACACUGUUCCGUGCUGACACUUAACAAUGUCCGCUCUCAUUGGGAAGGCUGUGUCUUCCAGCACAUGACAAGUCCUCAGGUAAAACAGGUAAAAAAAACUUCCUAGCAAAAUUGAGAGCUCGGCAUCCACUCUUCAAGCGACGAGUGAGGCGUUGUGUUACUCCGCCAGAUAAAUAUCGUUUUUUGUGUUAGCUGCUACAAUAACAAUUGAAUACUGCUUUUUGGG